This is a messenger RNA of Gryllus bimaculatus (two-spotted cricket), 14276 nucleotides long. The record is from the annotation of a GenBank genome assembly. Lineage: Eukaryota; Metazoa; Arthropoda; Insecta; Orthoptera; Gryllidae.
AUGAAUACCGGUUACGCAGUUGGUGACGCGCCGUCUAAAGAGGCGCACGCCCACGAGACCCGCGCGGCGUGCUGGCUGCCGGUACGGUGCUCUUCCCCGCCCAACCCGACGCCCGAGAGACUUCCUCCGGCGUCUCGGACAGCCCUGUGCCCCUCGCCGCUCGCCUCGCCGUCAGCCCCGGCCGCCUUCGUCGUCGCAGCCGGACCCCAGCUUGCGCCACGGCGCCAGGAGUCUCCCAGGAGAGCAGUCCACCCAUGCGGUCUGCCCUGGGACUCAACAGAAUCGGCCGCGCUCCACGCAAAAAGACGCCGUAAUUGUCACGUGCGUAAGGCUCACCGUCGCCCGCUGAAGUUGCAGUUUUCUUCGGACGGCCCAGGAAGGACCGGCUGAUUAGCUUUCGUGAAUACCUUGUGGACUGGAGAUGGCGGAAGAAGGGCGUCGCAAGUCGCUGCUGCCGCCCAUUCGGCGCCUCAGUGUGGGAGGAGAAAGAUCUGUAUCGUCCAGAGGCAAGGAAGAGCCCGGCUCGUCACACGCUCAAGAUGGACACGGCGUCGAAGCGGGAGCUGACUUGGAUGAAGAAAUGGAGAAGGUUUUCGCCAUGGCGGACGAAGAGAGAUUCGACGUGGCCAAACUUGCGGCGUCGCCGGACUCGACUGCCAGCAAAAGAAGUUUCGGCGAGAAGGAGUACGCCAUGCACCGCAAGAAAAGCUAUCCUCAUAUGCACAUGCCACUGAAGUCUAUUCAUUCUCGCUCUAUGAGAAAACGAGUUGGGUCUCCUCCCUCUGAGUCAGAAGGUGCUGACAUUUCCGGAGAGACUUCUCGGGGCUCACGCAAACCAUCCCAAACAGAAUCGGACUCGGCCGUGUCUCCUCCGGUUCUAUCCCCCUCUUUGGCUGAAGAAACUCCUACACGGGCUACUCUUUCUGGAACAGUAAGUCCCGAUGAUGAUCGGGACGAACCAACCCUUAUGAGCAGUGAAUCAGAGCCUCAAGUGUCAGAGAGAGCAGCUUCUUACAGUGAUAGUCCAAUCUUCGGAUCUCCUACUGAUGCUUCACGCCGAGUUCAGUUUCAGAUUGGAGAAAUUGCUGAGAAACCUGAAGGAGGAGAUGAUGAAGAUGAUGCGAACAAGGAACAAAAAGAUACAGUUGCUGAUGAAACUUCACCUCUGAAAGAACCUGAAAAAAAACCAAAGAGAAAGCACAGCCGACAUCAUCAUCAUCAUCACCAUAGAUCUCGAAAAUAUAGCUUGCAAGAAGACCCUCAGUGGAGGAUAAGAUCUGGUUCUGAAUUUGGUGUAAGCGAAACACGUCGAAUCAGUAUCCAACCUGAUGAAGGACCUGAUCUUCAAGAACAUGAUUUGGAUGACUUGGCCAGUCAUCGCUUUGAUGAUGCUAAAGGAUUGCGACGAUAUAAAAUUCAGGCCAAGUCAUCAUCAUCAUCUGUUAUUCAUAUUGGCCGUAAAGAUGGAACAGAGCCUUUGCAAUCAGUUUUACCUCUUCAAGCAUAUAAGAAGAUGUUUGACCAUAGUCCUCAUGAGGUGUUUGUGCAACUUGAUGAGCUUCAAGGAGAAGGAGAAGAGCGAGAAUGGAAGGAAACUGCAAGAUGGAUCAAGUAUGAGGAAGAUGUGGAGGAAGGUGCAGAUCGUUGGGGUCGACCUCAUGUUGCUUCUCUGAGCUUUCAUUCUCUUCUCAAUUUGAGGCGUUGCCUUGAGACUGGUGUGGUCUUAUUGGAUUUGGAAGAAAAAGAUUUACCUGGAGUGGCAUAUCGUGUGGUAGAACAAAUGGUUGUAGAAGAAUUAAUUGAUUCAGAAGAUAAGCCAACAGUAAUGCGAGCUCUCCUUCUUAGACAUAGACAUGUAAAUGAUCACGAUCGUUUUCGUUUUGGCAUGAAGAGGACAUUUUCCAGUUAUACCAGUUUACAGAAUUUAAAUGAUGACAAAGGGAAACCUAAGGUAGUUGCAUCUAUGUCAAGUAUGGACACAAUGACAGCUAGCAAGCUAAGUAAUAACAAUGCUGGUGGUGCAGAUGGUGAAAGUAAAUCAGAAAAUCAUGUGAUUGACGUUAAAGAGGAAUUGACCUAUACUUCUUCCAAUGAAGAUUUAAAGAGAGCUCAGAAAGAAAGUAUUUUGAAGAGGAUUCCAAUUGGUGCAGAAGCCACAACCGUCUUAGUUGGUGCUGUAGACUUUCUUGAGCAACCAACAAUUGCUUUUGUUCGGCUUGCAGAAGGCAUACUUAUGCCGUCAAUUACAGAGGUUACAAUUCCUGUUAGAUUCCUAUUCAUUCUAUUGGGACCCACCACUGCAGAUUUAGACUACCAUGAAAUUGGUAGAUCGAUCUCUACUCUAAUGUCAAAUUCUCAUUUCCAUAAAGUUGCAUACAAAGCAACUGAAAGACGAGAACUUCUUUCUGCAAUAAAUGAAUUUUUGGAUGACAGUAUUGUGCUUCCUCCUGGAGAUUGGGAACGGAAAGCUCUUCUUCCAUUUCGGGAACUUAAAGCAAAAAGUGAAAUGAUUCGAAAACGUAAAACUACACGAUUGCUUGAUCAAGAUGAAGCUAAAAAAGUUCUGCUUGCUCCAUCGGGGGAUGGAAAACCACCUCCAGACUUUGACCCUCUUCAAAGAACUAGGAAGCCUUUUGGAGGAUUGAUAAAUGAUGUGAAGAGGAGAUUUCCACAUUACCCUUCUGAUUUUACAGAUGGUUUCAAUUUGCAGUGUGUAGCAGCUGCAAUAUUUAUGUAUUUUGCUGCUCUAUCCGGAGCUAUUACCUUUGGAGGACUCAUGAGUGACAAAACUGAAAAUUUGAUUGGAAUAUCAGAAACCCUUUUAUCAACAGCUGCUGCUGGAAUCUUGUUUGCACUUCUAUCUGGCCAACCUUUGAUUAUAGUCGGUGCUACAGGUCCUCUACUUUUAUUUGAUGAAAGUUUAUAUAGUUUUUGCAUUCAAAAUAAAAUUGAUUUUUUGACUAUUCGUGUGUACAUUGGCAUUUGGCUUGGAGUAAUAGCCCUCUUCGUGGUGUUUUUUGAGGGCAGUGUGCUAGUGAAAUUGUUUACAAGAUUUACUGAAGAAAUAUUUGCAGCUCUCAUUUCAUUAUUGUACAUCGUGGAAAGUAUUAUGAAGCUUUGCAUGGUGUUUAAAACUCAUCCACUGUUAGAUGAUUAUUGUGAUGAAGAUGUUUUUGGUGCGGGUAUUGCAGGAAAUUAUUCAAAAUUACCCAAUGACACAGAAUUAUCUACCACCACUCCGGAAGAAAUUAUUGGAGUCAAUAUGCCAUCAUUUGAAAGUAAUUUUAGUGGAUUCAACACAACUUUUGAACCCUCUACGGAUGGCCCAAGUUUUGGAAGAGGCCAACCCAACACUGCUCUUUUUUGUUUGAUUCUUGCCUUAGGAACUUUCUUCAUAGCAUAUUACUUAAGACAAUUCAGAAACAGCAAAUUUUUGGGGAGAAAUGCUCGACGUGCUUUGGGUGAUUUUGGUGUGCCGAUUGCAAUUAUUACUAUGGUUACAUUAGAUUAUUUCACUCCAACGGUGUACACUGAAAAAUUAAGAGUGCCACAAGGUUUGUCACCAUCAAAGCCUUCUGUGAGGGGAUGGUUUGUUUCUCCAUCGAGUCCUAACGUAGAAAUGUGGGUGCCUUUUGCUGCAUGUGCACCUGCUAUUCUUGUUUACAUCCUUCUUUUCAUGGAAACUCACAUUUGCGAAUUAAUUAUUGAUAAAAAAGAUCGAAAACUAAAGAAAGGAUCUGGUUUUCAUUUAGAUAUUGUUCUAAUUUGUUUUUUGAAUGUGGGUAUGGGGUUCAUGGGGGCACCAUGGGUGUGUGCUGCAACUGUUCGGUCCAUUGCUCAUGUCUCUGCUGUUACUGUGAUGUCUCGCACUCAUGCUCCCGGUGAUAAACCUCAUAUUAUAGAUGUUAAAGAGCAACGUUUAAGUUCCUUAAUUGUAGCUGUUUUUGUGGGUAUAUCAGUAUCAAUGGCUCCACUUUUACGACUGGUUCCCAUAUCUGUUCUCUUUGGAGUAUUCUUGUAUAUGGGUGUUUCGUCUACCAAUGGAAUUCAGUUCUUUGAACGCCUUCAGUUAAUAUUUAUGCCUGUGAAGCACCAUCCUCAAGCUUCAUAUGUCAGAAGAGUGCACUCAAUGAAGAUGCAUCUUUUCACAUUCAUUCAACUUUUCUGUUUGGCCGUACUUUGGGUUGUAAAGUCAACGGAAGCUGCUUUGGCUUUCCCAUUUUUCCUUAUUCUUAUGGUUCCCUUAAGAGCCCAGUUAAGAUUUUUAUUCACUCCAUCAGAAUUACGGGCUUUGGAUAGUGAAGAAGCUGAUGGUGAUGAAGAUGAACCAGACUUCUACACUGAAGCUCCUAUGCCUGGUUAAAUUACUUCUUCGAGAAUCAGGAGUGCCUCUUCUGUAACACCACGUGCUUCAUGCAACAACACGCCAUCCCUUGUUUUGAAAUAAUGUCACUCAAACACAAAAGUUUGGCAUUGGAAAUAUAUUGGGCAAUCAUAAACAAUAAGCAAUAUAUAAAGCUAUCUUACUGAUGAUGUUAUAUGUCAUACAUAUGUGAAAUAUAUUUAUCUGCAAACUAUAAAUCAAAAUAAUUAACUGGUCAGGACAUGCUUGUGUCCUAUAAUGUCACCAGAACAGAAUAGGUCAAAGGGUAUGUAGUUUAAUUUCUCAAGUGCCUUUUCAAACAAAUAGAAGUAGAUUACUUCAAUACACUUAACUUCUGUGCAUAUUCACAUUCUUUACCUAACUAAUAUACAUUUGUUUAGCUCUCCUAGGAAAAUUUCUCCCUAUUUGAGCUUCUCUCUUGAUUAUUGAUUUUGUGACAUAUGCUAUUAUAUUAGUGUUCCAAUUGGUAAAACGUAUACGGCAUGCCUGAGUAUCUGUCUCUGGUAGUUUCUUAUUGGAAGUGGUUGUUAAAAUUAUAGGCCUACAGAUCCACUCAUAAUUGUGAUUGCAUGUGGAUUGUAAAUCUCAUGCUCCAAAUGUUAUUGUAAGUUAACUUCCAAGUUUCAAAUCGUUAGUCUGUGAAAUUUUAAUAACGAACUAAUAGGUAGGUUCAAAUGAGACUGCAUUUCAUUGAUUUAAGAUUUUAGUUCUUGUGGGUACAUUAAGUACCCAUAUUAACUUUUUAACAUAAUAAUGGCAAGCGAUUGAUUUUAAUCAUAUUACUGGAUUCUUUAAAUACUUGCAAUACCUCAGGAGUGAAAGAGAAAAGUUUUACUUUAUAUUACAAAUGCAAUAAUUAACUACUACAUUUUUAUGUUUAUUGAUUGGUUUUUGGUUUUUUUGUUAAACUCCUAUAUUAGGAGACUUCUAUACAUUUAAGAGAAUAUAAUAAGUAAUAGGAAAGUCACUGAAUGAAAACAGCAGUGUUUUAUUUUAAUAAUUAAUUUGCACCUGUAUAGUAGGGAAUCAUGUUAUAUUUAUUAUUCACGUGUUUAACCUUCAGAAGUAUUGCUAACGAGCUAAAUUAACCGUUACUUUAAUAAGAACAAUAUAAAUACAAAAUAGAUUAACUAGAUCUCUAUGAAAUCAUAAUACAUCAAUUUAUGACCAAUUUGAAUCAGACAUAGUCUGAUUAAUAAUUGGUCAUUAAUUUAUGUAUUAAGUACAAUAUUGAUUGUAUUGUUUGUUUAUUGUUAUUCAAAAUGAAGUUUGCUUUGUCUCUGAAUAGUAUAAUUGCGAUCUCUAUUUCAAUACACUUUAGUUCAUAUUGUGACCUUUUUGAUUACUAUAGGUGACUGAUAAUUAUUUGUUUUGUUUUGAGUUUAUGACAAUAUUCUAUAUAUAUAUAUGUGGGUACAAACACCAAACUAUAGGUAAACCAAUAAGUUCACUGGUUUCUAAAUUAUUUUCAUGCUCAUUUAAUGUUGUCCCAGUGAAUAUCAGUGAACUUAAUUGUUUACUUUCAUCAUUGUUGGUAAGAAUACUAAAUUUGUUUUCUCAUCAUUGUUAUGAAAUUUGAUGAGAUAGUGUGUAAUUUGUAUGUAUUGUUGGAAUAAUAAUGUCUAUUCCACAAUAUUGUUUAUAAUAUAUAAUUUUAUGUUGACUAAUACUUUUAUUGAUAAAAAUGUUUUUAUUGCAGUGAUAUUUAUAUUCAAAGGAACACCAAUCAACAUGGUUCUAGAUAUUCCUAGUAGAUUAUCGAACAUGCCAUUUUUUAUAUUAAGAAGUAAUGUAUUCUUGGAGUAUUGUUUGCUUUUUCAGUUAAAUGGUUUAUGAAAAAAAUGUUGAGUAUGGUGACAAACUGUAGUGGAGCCCCAGUACAUAAUUAAAUGAAUGAGUGAAAGUGUAUAUAAUAUAUUUGUUAUCAGCUGAUUUUAGAAAGUUAGAGAAAAAUUACAAUUUUCUAGUACUAAUGAUCACACUGUGUGGAAGCCAUCAUUAUUUGUCCAAUUAGACAAGUUUAGUGAGCUUCUAUUUGGCUAGUGACCAUUCACGAAUUCUGAGUAGUGCUCACAACUAAUAAGUUAUUUUAGGAGUUUUCUCUAUGAAUUUCCAAGAGUUGAACUCCUCUUGGAGUUUUGUUCCCUUUUAUCCACUAUGAUGAACACCCACCUGAUGGGUUCUGGAAACAUUCUGGGCAUUAAGACACUUUCGAGUACAAUGGCAUCUAAUACAUCAUCUGCCCAUAGUAAUAUCUUUCUAUUGUAGAAUUCUCCCUUUAUUCCGUAGACGACUUUGAAAUUUAUGCUUUGGGACAUUGACCUUAUAAUGUACAAAUGAUUGGACUAAACAAUGCAGAAGAUUCCAUUGCUUACACUAAGGAGAAUUUUCCAAAAAUUUCCAAAAUAAUUAUAGAGUAUUUUCUGCUAAUGGUUAUUUUCUUUCAAGUAGAGAUUUUUAAUAUUUCAUCGGUGAAGGUUUUCUUAUUUGGAUUUAUAGGAGAGAAAUUUCUUUAACUUCCUGCGACAGUUUUUAGUCAUGUUAAUCAAUUUACUAUUGCAAACACAUUCAAAAAUAUAUCACAAUAGGAUGUCAUGGCAAAAUGAGCAGAUUAACAUCAAAUAAAUGUUGUGAGAAUAUAUAUUUGCAUUUAAUGAAUUUUCAGUGAUAUCGUAUUUGGUAAAUAGUCCUCUCUGCCAUAUUGGUUGGUAUAAUUUUAAAGCAGGUUGAAGAAAUUUUCUGAAAAUGUCUGAAAGAAAAAGAUUGCAAUAUGAAUUUGAAAAAGUUUUGGUAAACAGUGUGCAACAUACUUGACUUAAUUUAUAUUGAAAGCUUCAAGUGUGAAAUAUAGACAUAUUAAUUUGAAAUUGCAGAAUGCUGCAAUGAAAUAAAAAAUGAUUGGUAUUAGUGCUUCUUGCAUUAUGGAUGGUUGUGAUAAGAUAAAGUUGAGUCAGAAAUUAGGAUAGUGAUAGAUAUAAAUGUCUUAAGACUAAAAUGCCUAAGAAUAUAAACAAAUUAUUUAAUUUUGUGAAAUUCAUAAGUGCCCAAUAAAUAUUAUUAUCCCAGAGAUGUAAAUAUAUCUUGGUACAUCUUAUUUUCUGACUGCCAGUAUUUUCUCAGUAAAUGCUGUAAGGUUAAUUGAAUUGUAUAGAUAUAUAUGGUGAAAGGUAAGGGCCGAUUGUUCUCAGAAUACAUCAGAUGUUUGUUAUGUGGGUACCAAGUGCCUAACUGAAAAUUGUGGUGCUCGAUUCUGAGACUGUCAAAGCAAUGAUUGUUUUUCUAGAAGUUAUCUUGUUUCUCUAAUCUAUCAUUUUUAAAUGAAUUUUUCUUCUUCUUCACUUUGUCAUGUUAGCCAGUUUAGGUGAUGUAUUGAAUUCUAUAAAUUAUAACUAACAUUUGUAUAUUUUUUCCUUUCUAAUUUGCCCUGUGUGCAUUAAUAGAGUGAGGCAAAUAUUCAUUCUACUAUCUAAUUAUCUACACAUAACAGAAAGAAACUGUUUUUCAGAUAUUUUGAAAUAUUAUGUAAUAUUAUUUUGUAGCACCCCAAAGUUUGCUGGAAAUAUUUGAAUGCUGAAGAGACGAGAAUGAUGCAAAAAAGUUAUAAUAGAAAAGUAAUAUCUAUGGUUGUAGAUGGUUGCCGUUUUAUUAUGAAGAAUGAUAUCAAUGUACAUAUGAAAUAAAGAGUUAUUUUAUCUAAUAUGGAUUUGACAUCAAUAGUGAGACUGGGUUUAUAACAUAAAAAAGGGCUCUAGAUUAAAAUUUGCAAUUAAUAGAUAAUUGUUGUAGUGUAUUAUUUACAAACUUUUUUCUUUAUUUUCAAGAGAUUCUGGUGAAGUUGCUUUGCUCUGACAGUCUCAUACAAGUAAUAGUCUAAGGUAUUUUAUUUAAGAUUGAUUAAAAUUAUGUCUCUUGUUUUUCAUCACUUCCCUGUAUCUAUCUUUAUUGACUGGUAGUGUUUUGAUGCUAACUGAGAAACAUACUUAGAAGAGAAACCAGCAACUUAUGUUCAUGGAAAGUAGUAUCUCAAUUUCAAAAUCUGGAAAAUUAAGCAAUGUGGCCAGCCGUUUUGUGAAUCUGCCUGAAAUACUACUAAUGUAUUAUAUACAUUUAAUAACUUGUAGUAUCAUUAUACUAGUUAUAUUACAUUCCAAGUAGGGUUGAGGGACUCUUCCAUUACACUGUAACUCUGAAGUUUUACAGAUAAUUGAUUUAAACUAAUUUAUAAAAAAAUUACCUGAACUUGAAUAAUGAAAAUCAAUUUUGUGUAAUGUUUUGUGUUCCUGUUUGUUAUUUCAAUGUAAAAGGCUUUUAUACCUAUUCACUAUGUUCCAAUGCAUGGUCACUUUUUCAACCUAGAAAUUGUGGAAUUACCUUUGAAAAUCUCUAGAGGAAUUUAAGAAACUGUAGACAAUAUAUUAUAAUUUCAAUAUUUAUUGAGUAGUGAAAUCUGAUCAUUGCAGUAUUGAGAAAUUUGUCAUUCACAAGACUUCAUAGACUAACAUUGUAAAAAUUACAGUUUAAUUUUUGUAAAAUUAAUUCAGUAAUGGUUAAAUUAACAUUUCUAUUAGUUAUCUGUCUUAGUUGCUUCCAACUUUUACUAGUUACAGUAACAUUAUUUCUUGUGAAAUUCCAUGUAAGUGUGUUAUUGUAUUAUUUUAGAAGGGAUAACCUUCAAGAUAUUGUUUAUUUGCAAAAAGAAAAAUGGUUAAAAUAUGUUUGUACUAUGACUGAAUCCAAAUGCAAAUAUGACACAAAAAUUCAUUGGCAUUAGUUUAAAUGAUUUCGAUAUCAUUAUUAUAAUUUUCGACACUCAUUCAUAAACUGUACUCUGUUUAUUUAAAUUACAAACAUAAUAAAGUGGAAGUGUUGAAUAUUUUAUUUUGUAUUUAUUUUUCUUAUGUUAUAUUUUAUCAGAUAUACAACAUUGUGAAAUACAUUGUCUUUAACUCAAUUAGACCUUUUAUAAAAGUUUAGAAACUGGUUGGUCACAUUUCUUUACAAUCCUAUAAAUUCCAAAUAAAAUUUCAUGUUUUUUUAGUGCACAGAAAUGGAUUUUUAAAUGAAAUGAAUCUUGUCUUCUAUUCUUAAAAGAAAAAAAAAUAUUUUCCUUGAACUUUUUUAGGAAGUUUAUAUUUCAUGUCUAAGCAUUAAUUAAAAAUUAAAAUCGAAUGUUAUAUAGUAAGCCAAUGUGCUUUAAAUUCCCUUAGCUCCCCUCUACCAUUAUUGAAGGAUUGGUAUGGUUACUGUUUCUUACAUUGACUUUUGACAGUAAAAUGUUACUGCUCAUAUGUGAAUUUGGACUAGCAAUAAUUUCCAUUCCUCCCCAAAUUUUUGUUUGUGGAAUAUAAAGAAUAUGAUGAAAAUAUUGUACAGGGACAGAUGCUAAAAAGUUUUACAUAAUUAUUAAAUAUCUUAUUUGCAAUUAUAGAGCAAUUAGUUUUCAUCAUAAGCAUUUACUAUUUUUGUAUGUUAAAGUACACUACACAUUUCUGGUUUUCUAUAUUCUUGUUAUUUUUCAGUAGAUUGUUCUUUGUAAUUUAGGGAAGUUAUUCUACACAUGUAUGUAAUUCCCUGAAAUAAUAUUUUAUAAAAUAAAUUAUUUGUUUAUCUGUGUUGUAGCAGAAAAGUACAAAUUCAGAAGUUCUUAUUAAAAAAUUUAAUUGAAGCUGCAACACAAAUAACAAAAUUAAUAUAGAGUUGAAUUAUGAAGUAAAAUUUAGUGGUUAUUUUAGUAGUUUGAGAAAAUCACAUCAUUGAUUUCUAAUAUCUAAAGAAAUACAGUAUGUACAUGUCAUAUUUUUGCUAUUAACUUUUAAUAGUGUUCCUUGUAACAUAGAAUUUCAUUAUUAAUUGUUUCUCAUAUAUGUAGAAUAUAUUUUAAAAUUGUAUUAUAUCUUAAUGAGUGAAGUUUAAUUUUGCUUAUUUAUUUAUGGCCUUAAUUUUUAACAAAUAUUCAAUCAAAAAUUACAAAGUUUUUUAAAAGGUCAAGUUUAUAUACAUCUUUGCACUUUACAUAUUGUAUUCUGUGUAUGAAAUGUCGACCAAAUGAUUUGAUGAUUGACACUUAGUAACUACAAACUUUUUACAAAUUAAAAUUAUAUAAACUUCAUUGAAAAGAUUCUCAAUAUUUGAAUUUUGUCUCCUUGUGCACACAAAUCUCAUGUGAUAUUAAUUUUUCAGGUCUCUGACCGUAAUGUAGUUAUGAAUGUGAAUAGUGAUUUAUCAACUUUUGAAUGUACAGUACAGCAAUAGGAGUUAACUUGUUAUAUUCUUAUAAGGAUAGAAUAUUGCACAAUUAUAUUGGAAUUAGAACACACUCAUAAGUAUAUCAAAUAGAGUAAUUACACAGAUUCUCUUAUCAGUAAAUUCGACAUAAUUUCUUCAUUUAAUAAUGUAGCUUGCUUAUUCACAUAAAUUUUUAUACAUUUAUCUGUUUAACACUCUCUUCAUUAUCUGUGAUUACAAUAAUGGCAAUGAUUUCCAAAAUGUGAGGAGAAAAAUGUUUUGAAAUAUUUUUCUCUUGGUAGUUUUUAAAUAAGGAUUCUAAUUCUAGGAAUUUGUAGUAUAACUUCGAACAUUUUUCAAUUUCUUUUUUGAUGAUUUUGACCAGCUUCAGCUACUGAUAGUGUAUUAUGUUAGUCAUUAUCAUGUUAUGUAAGUCAUUGCCAUGCGGAUUGCCAUUAGACCAUAAAGAGACAGUAUUAAAGAAAAGAAGGCUAGUGGCCUAAGGGCCAUGUAAAAGUAGUACUAUUUCAAGAUUGAUGGAAGAUUGAACUCUCUAUUCAUGGUAUGUUUGAAAUUUAACUUCUUUGAGAGUACUACACAAAUAUGUGUAAUUAUUUUUUGCCCUGUGUACAAAGUACUUUGUAAUUCAUAUAUAAAUAAAUUGUAAUCUUAAAAUGGCCCUUCCUAAUAGGCUUGUGUAGGUGCUAAAGGUUUAUGUACGGAAGAAAAACUGAAUGAGAUUUUUCUGCUUUGUGGGAAAAUGUAGACUGCAGAUAUAUUUUUAUGCUUUAUCUAUAUUAGAUCCCUCAGAGUACUCCAUGUGCAGUUCUAUUUUUCAGUGAUGAAAAUAUGUACCAUAAAAUAAAAUGCAUAUAAUCCAACAUGUCCAUUGAUUGUGAUUGUCUUUGUUCCAAUGAGUAUAGUUAUAUAUAAUCCAUCCAAUAACUUCAAUAAAUACAAAUUUUAAAGUUUUAAAUAAUACCUUUGCCCUUCCGUAGACUUGAAACUUGAAACAGUAUUAAACAGUAAUAAUGAUUCUUAAAAAAGAAAUAUUUCAUAUAUUUAUCUAAAAUGUUUAUACCUCAGAUGGGCUUAACAUGUUUUUGUAUUAUUUAAUAAAUUGUUUUGGUAUUCAAUUUAAGUAUCAAUAACUUCUAUUGUAAUCAUGUGGGUCUUUCCUCCUUUAAAUGAACGGUGAAUCAUGCAGCAUUUCAGUUUAUUGAAAUUUCCCCCUUCUUUUGUUUUGUUAGUGUCAUUAAACUAAUUUUUAAAUAAAUGUAAAUUUAAAAAUGAAAAUUUUUGACAUUACCUUUAAACUGAAACUGUUAUAACAUAAACUGUAUAAGUAUUAAAAAGAAUCUUUACCUGUAAAUCUAUCCUGAUUUUGACAUUUAAUUGUUAAUUUUUAAGAAAAUAUCUUGUGUGAAAUGCUAAUAUAUUGUUUCUUUUUCUCAAAAAUAGAUAAGUAUGCAUUACACAUAGUGUUUCAGAAAAAGUGUACAAACGCAAAGGGCUGGUGGAGGGACUAGGGAAGAAGUUUUCAUCAAUGAACCUUGGCAUCUAAGAGGUUGGCACUUGGUGGUAGACUGUGCCAGAUCAUGUGGAUGUCUGUCAUGAGAACGGAAUACCUAUGUGCACUGAAGUCAUGUGGGAAGCUGCCAUUCCCAGCUGAGAGGGGCAAGAUAGAAUUGUAAGUGAAAACUAUGCAGUGGAGGUCACCAAAGGGCUUUGUGGAUCAAAUUUUUGAUGAAAUGGGUGCUAGAAGCGCUGAAAAAUGACUCGAUUUCAGCAUUACACUUUUUUGUUCAAUUCAAUUCUAUACUCGGUUAUUCUGAUUUAUCACAGCACAGGGUAAUGCUGAAAUCAAGUUUCAUUUUACACCUCUGUGCCUUUGUCGUCUAAAUAUGUGACAAUUACAGUGAUAUUUUUUCAGUACUAUGUUCUUCUAAGUGCUCUCAGUGUGAACCAGUGGCUGCCUGUAUAACAUGAGUGUGCAUUGGUAUUCUAACAUUACAGAUAACUUUUUUUGACAUAGCCUAUCACCAAGCUUCAGCAUCUCAGACUCAAGACUCAUUGAUGAAAGCUGCUUCCCUUGACUCCCUCUAUUUACUGCGUUUGUACACUUUUUUUUUCUGAAAUACCCUGUAUACAUAACAGGAAAGAAAUUGUGUGAUAAUUAUUAAUUUCAUGAAAUAGGUAAGUGUUUUUAUUUACAUCAUUCUUCCAUUCCAGUAAUAUAGAGGCAUGUAGAUUUUUUUAUUGCUGAUUAAUAACGUUUAGUAAGUUGGUUUUAAGAAUGAUACACGGGUAUCCAUUUUCAUAGUGUUUUUAACAUAUGUGCAUCUGUCCCAUCAAAUUGGAAUUAAUUCACAACACAGCUAACAAGUUAGUAUUAUUUCAUUUAGGUCAUAGUUUCAAACUAAAAUUUGUGAGUUAUGAUAUGAUGCAAUGAAAUUCCUCUCUCAAAAUUGUUUAAUGCUAAUUAAAUGUUUCAAGCAAGUAAUUAAUCUUUCAUUGGAUGGAUUUCUAUAUUUUCUUUUGAGAGUAAUAUUUUCAAAAACAAAAAUUAAAUGUCAAUUGUAUUUGUUAGAGAAAUAGAAUAUUGUCACACAAUGACUCUUCUCAAGUGAAUAUUCUAAUGUAGAUAGGAUUCUGAAUUCACAUAUUAAAUUGAAUGCUGAAUUCUAUAAUUUUCAAAAAUAUGUAUUAUCUUGAACCUCAUUAUAUUUGCAAGCAAUUGUAUGUUUUCUGUAACAGUUUAUGUUCAAUUAACUGUUUAUCUUGAAAUUGGCUCAUGUGAACAAAGAGCAUGUUUCCAUGUUUAGCCAACGUAUAUAUGUUUAGACAAAUGUAUUUUGGGGAGUUAUUUGUGAUAAAAUGUUCUGGUAGCUUACAUUUGACACAACAGCUGUAAUGAAAUACUACAUUUGAAAGUAAUGUUUGUUUAUUAUAAUUAUAUUCCUAGAUAUUUAAAAUUGGGUUACAAAGUGAAACACACAACUUGGGCUUUUAAAUGCCAGAAACUUGUGAAAUAAUAGCAAGUAUUUCUUUAAGAGGCUAUAACGUAGAAUUUUGGUAGUUGUAAUGUAUUUUUUCUUAUCUUUAGUUUUUGGUUUUAUUUUAUAAAUUUUCUUGUUAUUUUUGUGGAUAGAGAUAAAAAAAUUGUUUAUCUGCAAAUAAAAGUUUUGUUACAUUCUGUAGUUAUAACAUUUUGAGUAUUGUAUGUUCCUCUAUAUUAAUUUGUUUAGAGUUUAUGCUUUAUAACAUGUUAGAGAAAUAGUUUCAUUUUAAUUAGAGAUAUAUUAGUAAAUCUCAAAGUUUGAAGUACAAAUCAAUUCUAAGUAUUUCAUGAGAAUAUCAGUAUUCAAGAAUGGCAUGCAGAUUUAUUUAUUGGAUGUUUUGGUUAUUUAGUAUAUAAAUAUGCUUGAGAAUACCCAUUGGGAAAUUAUGUGUUUGUGUUUUGUUAACAUAUUUUUCUAAAGUGUGUAAAAAAAAAAAGUUGUAUUGCGCAUGCAGAAAAAACUGGAGAGUGUCUCCCCACUCUGUUUUCUGAUCCUGUUAGUUUGACUGCCAAAAUUUGUAAUAAAAUGUAUUAAAUGAGAUACUUGUGAGUAAUUACUCCACAAGGUGUUUGUAACAGAGUAUGAAUAAAUUAUUUUUAAAUUUG